CCCAUAUGUCAACGAGUCAGCUGAGCUGAGUCUUGAGACCAGUAAUAAAAGCCAGCCAGUCCGACUGAUAUCUUCAAACAGAACACAGUUAAAAUGAUUUCAUUACUUUUCUUACUGCUGAUUAAGACUGUAGUGGCUAGUGAUGCCGUUGAUUAUGAUGAACUGUAUGAAAAGGUAGGAUCUGAAGUAGAACCUCAAAAGUGUGGACAAGCCGUCAAAGAUCUUAUGAAGAGAGUGAAUGAAGAAAUAGCAGAGUCUUUCAAUGUUACCAUAAUUCCACAUAUAAAAACAACAACACACAUAAAAUCACAUAUAAAAUCCAAUCAUAGAGACUUCUUUAGGUUAAAGAAAAUGGAUGAUUGUGUGGCUAUAACAGCAUCCAGCGGGGUUGCUGCAGCUUGGGGCUUUCACUAUUAUCUUAAAGAGUUUUUGAAUUGUCAUAUAUCUUGGGAUGGAGACCAGAUCAAUAUACCUGAUGAGUUACCCGAUGUCGACAUUGAAGUCGUGGCAAAUGACAGGUUUCGCUACUAUCAAAAUGUCUGUACAACAAGCUACAGUUUCGUAUGGUGGGACUGGAAGCGAUGGGAGAGAGAAAUAGAUUGGAUGGCUUUAAAUGGUUUCAAUUUAGUCUUGGCUUUCAAUGGACAGGAGGAAAUUUGGAGAAGAGUCUAUUUGAAACUUGGAUUAACUGAUAAGGAGAUCGAUGACCAUUUUACUGGACCAGCAUUUUUAAGUUGGAACAGAAUGGGAAAUUUAAGAGGAUGGGAAGGACCUCUUUCAAAAUCGUGGCAUAAUCUUUCAGUCAACCUCCAGAAAAAGAUUUUAUCAAGAAUGCGACUAUUAGGAAUAAUUCCAGUACUACCCGCAUUUGCAGGCCACGUUCCUAGAGCGUUUUCAAGAAUUUUUCCGUCAUCAAAUUUGACAUUGCUUCCAGAUUGGUGUUAUUUUCCGGAUCAAUAUUGUUGCCCAUAUAUAAUGGCACCUGAUGAUCCUAUUUUUAAUAAAGUUGGCUCCCUGUUUCUACAUGAGUACAUCCAAGAAUUUGGAACUGAUCAUAUUUAUAAUUGUGAUCCAUUUAACGAAAUGUUACCAUCUUCUGGAGACUUGGACUACCUACAUAGAAUAGGAAGAUCUAUAUAUGAAUCCAUAAAUUCUACAGAUCCACAUGGAAUUUGGAUGCUCCAGGGGUGGUUGUUUAAACAUGAUUUCCUUUUUUGGACAAAGAAGAGAGCAAAAGCAUUUUUAACUUCUAUUUCUAUUGGUAAGUUUCUAGUUCUAGAUUUACAAGCAGAAAUAAAUCCGCAAUAUACAAAAAUGGAUUCCUUUUUUGGACAACCCUUUAUUUGGUGUAUGCUCCAUAAUUUUGGUGGAACUUUAGGCUUACAUGGUUCUUCUGAGUUCAUCAACAAUAACAUAUUUGAAGCUAGAGAAUUUCAGAAUUCCACUUUGGUGGGGGUUGGAUUGACACCUGAGGGUAUUAAUACAAACUAUGUUAUUUAUGAUUUACUGAUGGAUAUGUUUUGGAGAAAAGAACCAGCAAACCUUACAAAAUGGUUUAACAAUUACGCAAGGCGAAGAUAUGGAAUACAAAAUGAUAAUGCACAAGAGGCAUGGAAUUUAUUAAAGAAAUCUGUAUACAACUACACUGGUGAUGAAUCUCAACAUGGAAAAUACACUCUUGUACAACACCCUCGACUGAACAUGGAAACCGAUCAAUUAUGGUACAAUGAAAAUGAUGUUUAUGAAGCUUGGACAAAACUACUGCUAGCUUCCUCUGAAAUACCAGAAAUUAAUAUCACAGAGACAUUUUUAGUUGAUCUUGUAGAUGUUACAAGACAGGCAUUACAACUAAAAAUAAAUGAAUUGUUCUCAGACAUUUACAUAUCCUAUAAUGAGGGAAAUUUAACAGUUUUACAGCAAACAACAGAAAUAUUUCUUCAACUCCUAGAUGACUUAGAAACUAUAUUAGCAAGUAAUUCUAAGUUCCUUUUGGGGAACUGGAUUAAUUCUGCCAAAUCUAUUGCCACUACGCCACUCGAAGAGAAAAUAUAUGAGAGGAAUGCUAGGAAUCUGAUUACUCUUUGGGGACCAAAUGGCGAAAUACGAGAUUAUGCCAAUAAACAGUGGUCAGGUUUGAUUAAAGAUUACUAUAAACCACGCUGGCAGAUUUUUCUCUCGGCACUUAAUGAGUCAUUAGCAACAAAAACUCCUUUCCGCCAAAGAGAUGUUUCAAACAAAAUAUUCUUCGAUGUUGAGGAACAUUUUACUUACAGUUAUUCCAACUAUUCGAACGUUCCAGUCGGCGACUCUAUUGCUAUAUCACGGUGUAUAAAGCAGAAGUUGGGGCGACUAAAAAGGUUUACAAGUUAACUAAACUACUAAAUAAACUAUUUUUAAGUCAUAAUUAAUUUUUUGUCACGUUCAGCACAAAUAAAUAUAUACUUUUUCAAAUCUUUUUUGAAAACUACUAAAAAUUUC
Molecule: messenger RNA, 2478 nt
Organism: Nezara viridula (southern green stink bug)
Lineage: Eukaryota; Metazoa; Arthropoda; Insecta; Hemiptera; Pentatomidae
Source: the annotation of a GenBank genome assembly